This is a messenger RNA of Bombyx mandarina (wild silkworm), 1556 nucleotides long. RefSeq names its product 26S proteasome non-ATPase regulatory subunit 9. The record is from RefSeq and is a predicted model, not a curated record. Gene Ontology annotation, molecular function: protein binding. Gene Ontology annotation, cellular component: nucleus; cytoplasm. Gene Ontology annotation, biological process: proteasome regulatory particle assembly. NCBI's taxonomy places the organism in Eukaryota, Metazoa, Arthropoda, Insecta, Lepidoptera, Bombycidae.
CAUAGAUACAUUUCAUAUUUUUGCAGUGCAUUUUCAAAACAAAAAUCAAUACACCUAAUUAGGUCAGUAAAUUUGCAGUUGCAGUAGUUGUACCCAUCCAACAUUAUUGAUUUUUCAGCAAAUCUGCUGUCGAAAGCUUCGGUGAAUUGAAGAUUACAAGCGAAAAUGGUUAAUUACAAAAUAGACCCAGCUACAAGAGAAUUCGUGAUGAAGCUAAUGGAAGAAAAAGAUAGAAUCGAACAUUUGAUUCGUGGUCAUUACGCCGUAUUAGCGUCCAACAAUGUUGGCUUAAAGGGUUCUUUAGUUGAUGCGCUAGGAUACCCUCGUGAUGACAUAGACGUAUAUGAAGUGAGACACGCGCGUCACAAGAUAAUUUGCCUACAAAAUGAUCACAAGAAAGUAAUGCAAUUGAUCGAGAGAGGUAUUGCUAAAGUUUACGAAGAUUUAAUUGACAGUCCAGGUAUCGACAGUGAAGAGAUAAACUCAUGCUUAAAUGGCUAUCCAGUAUUUAAGAAGGAUGAGACUGUCAAUGAUCCAACUUUUGCUACUAUCAGUUUUGUGGAUAAAGGUUCACCGGCUGAAGAAGCUGGUCUUCGUGCUCACGAUGAACUGGUCCAAUUUGGUUCAGUAAACUACAAGAACUUCAAAGAUGUCUCGCAGAUUAUGAGAAUUGUGUCACACUCUAUCAAUUAUGGCAUCACAGUUAUUGUUAGGAGGGAAAAUGCUGACCUAACCUUCGAGCUUGUGCCAAAACCCUGGGCUAAGCCGGGUUUACUGGGAUGUCAGAUACAAACAAAGAACACUUCUUAAUCUGUCGUAUUUUAAAAUAUUUUACUCUAAAUUUCUUGUAUAUUAAUGUAGUAGGUUUUGGAUUUCCAUUUACAUGUAACUUCUUUCAACUACACAUUACAGUCAAGAAUUUAAAAUCUUCAAGCACAAGUUCAUAUGCUAACUUGAUGUCUUUUACAGAAUACAUAGUGUAGUACACUAGAUGCCCAGAUAAUGAUCAAAUGAAAAUACAUCUAUACGUAUAUAUUAAAGAAGUGUAUUUAAAGAAAACAUUUAAAAAAAACGGGAAAAAAUUAUAAUGUGUUUCCUGAAGUCUUGAGUUGAAUUAUAUCUAUUGAGAAUAAAAAUCGAUUUCAGUUUGACUGUUUGUAGUUUAUGUAGGUAGUAGUCUAAAAAUAUUGAAAAGUAUAUUGUGUGACAAUGUCAGUGUCAGAAUGUGAGUUAAAAUUCAGAAAAAAGGGCGAUUUCUGUUUUUUAAAGUAUAUUAUAUUCGAUAAUAUAAAAGUUUAUGAUAAACAUUUUUCUAAGUAGCGAUCACAAUGAAGAAAAAGUUUUCUUGAGAUAUGAUUUAUCUCGGUGAUGAACUUCGAAAAUUGAUCAUUCAUAAGUCUAAGUAUUGUUCCUGUAUUCAGAAUGUGGGUAGUACUAAUAUAUUCAUUGAAUAACUAUUGGAGAAAUGAAACUUUUUAAACGUAAUUAAUAUUUAUUGUUCAGUAGAAAAUCUUUAUAAAUUAUCAACAAUAAAAUAUUACAUAAUCAUACACAUU